AUGCAGAUGCAAAAAUCUUUCAUAUUCAUCUAUCUAUCUCAUUCAUUCUAUCUAUCUAUCUAUCUAUCUAUUUCAUCUCAGUCUGUUCAUAUCUAUCUAUCUAUCUAUCUAUCUCAGUCUGUUCAUAUCUAUCUAUCCAUUAUCAUCUAUCUAUCUAUCUAUCUAUCUAUCUCAGUCUGUUCAUAUCCAUCUAUUCAUUCUAUUCAUCUAUCUAUCUAUCUAUCACAGUCUGUUCAUAUUCAUUCAUCUAUCUAUCUAUCAUCUAUCUAUCUAUCUCAGUCUGUUCAUAUCUAUUCAUUCAUCUAUCUAUCCAUGUCAGUCUGUUCAUAUCUAUCUAUCUAUUCAUCUAUCUAUCUAUCUAUCUAUCCCAGUCUGUUCAUAAUAUCUAUCUAUCUAUCUAUUAUCUAUCUAUCUAUCUCAUUUGUUCCUAUAUUCAUCUAUCUAUCUAUCUAUCUAUUCUCAUUCAUCUAUCUAUCAUCUAUCAUGCUAAAAGUCUGUGACCGCGUGCUAGACACUGGCCAGUGGUCGAAACGACAAAAUGUAAAAGUGAUCCUGACUUCUCUCUCGCUACGUCCUCCCUCUUUUUCUCUUGUUUCCUUCUCUCUAGCUUUCUCCUCUCCCUUCUUCAUAACCUCCUCCUUAGCUUUCUUCUCUCUCGCUUCACUUUCUCUCUCUCGUUUCCACCGCCCUCCUCCCUAG
Molecule: messenger RNA, 699 nt
Organism: Acanthosepion pharaonis
Lineage: Eukaryota; Metazoa; Mollusca; Cephalopoda; Sepiida; Sepiidae
Source: the annotation of a GenBank genome assembly